AAUGAGAUUUUGCGGAGUUAUUUUAAUGAAUGAAUUCUAAACAAAAUUAUUUUUAAACUUUUUCAGAUUUUGUUAUGGAUGUCAGGGGCAAUUGAAAGACCAACAUAUCUAUGUUUGCACUGUGUGCCAAAAUGUUUUCUGUGUGGACUGUGAUGUUUUUGUUCAUGAUUCUCUCCAUUGUUGUCCUGGCUGUAUUCAUAAUAUUCCAACUCCUUCAGGAUCCUAGGCAGUAGGAUAUAAACACCAAAAAAGAGGACACAAACUUAACCUCAUGGAUCUGUGAACCUCCCAGCCUAGAAGGCAGACCUAUAAAGAACUCAGUGUGAAAAUGUGAAUACUAUGCCAAGUGCUAUGGGAAGGCAGAAGAGGAGCUGUAAAAUGGGCUUGGAUGCAAACUCAAAUGGCUCAAGGGGCCAGACAGAUAAUGCAAGACAAACACAGCAUUUAUACUCAGACUACACAUUCUCCUUCCAUUUGACUGGGACUCUGGAUAAACCUCUAGAAAAUGGCCACUCAGGAGAAGGCAGCUGAAGAGAGGAUUUCCCAGUUUGAUUAUGCUCUCCUCCCAGAGCUGUCUGCUCUUCUAGGCAUAGAUGCGUUUCAAUAUGCAAAGGAAAUAGAAAAACAGGAGCAUGAAGAUCGAGAAAAAAUGCAGAAAGGCUUUAACUCAGAAAUGCGCAGUGAAGCAAAAAGGUUAAAGAGUUUUGUGACCUAUAAGUCCUACAGCUCAUGGACACCACAGGAAAUGGCAGCAGCUGGGUUUUAUUUCACUGGCAUAAAAUCUGGGAUUCAGUGCUUUUGCUGUAGCUUGAUCCUAUUUGGUACCAGCAUCCGGAGACUCCCCAUAGAAGACCACAAGAAGUUUCAUCCAGAUUGUGAGUUCCUUUUGGGCAAAGAUGUUGGUAACAUUGCCAAAUAUGAUGUAAGAGUUAAGAAUCCAGAGAAGCUAAGAGGAGACAAAACAAGGUACCAAGAUGAGAAGGCCAGACUCGAAUCCUUCAAGGACUGGCCAUUUUAUGUCCACGGGAUAUCCCCAAAGGAGCUCACAGCAGCUGGCUUUGCCUUUACAGGUAAACGGGACACUGUGCAGUGUUUUUCCUGUGAUGGCUGUUUAGGAAAUUGGGAAGAAGGAGAUGAUCCUUGGAAGGAACAUGCCAAAUGGUUCCCCAAAUGUGAAUUUCUUCAAAGUAAGAAAUCCGCAGAGGAAAUUACUCAGUAUAUUCAAAGCUACAAAGGAUUUGUUGGUGUCACGGGGGAACAUUUUGUGAAUUCCUGGAUCAAGAGAGAUUUACCUAUGGCGUCAGCUCAUUGCAAUGACAGCAUCUUUGCUAAUGAAGAACUAGGACUGGACUCGUUUAAGAACUGGCCCCAGGCUCCCCCUAUGGGAGUUACAGCUCUGGCCAAAGCAGGCUCUUUUACACAGGUGAAUAUAAAGGACAUCAUCCAGUGUUUUUUCUGUGGAGGAUGUUCGGAAAAGUGGGAGGAAGGUGAUGACCCAUUAGAAGAUCACACCAAACAUUUUCCUAAUUGUCAGUUUCUCCAAAAUAUAAAGGCCUCUGCAGAAGUGAUUCCAGACCUUCAGAGCCAUGGUGAACUUUCUGAAUUAACGGAAACCCCAAGUGAAAGCAACCUUAAAGAUUCAGCAGCAGUUAGUUCUAUCGUGCCAGAGAUAGCCCAGAGUGAAGCCCAGUGGUUUCAGGAGGCAAAGAAUCUGAGUGAGCGACUGAGAAAAGCCUACACCAAUGCCAGUUUCUGCCGCAUGUCUUGGCUUGAGGUGUCUUCCUGUCUAGCCACCGACCGUUUGCUGGGUUGUGAUCUGUCUCUUGCUUUAAAACACAUCAGCACUCCUGUGCAAGAGCCUGUGAUGUUGCCUGAGGUCUUUGCCAACCUGAACUCUGUCAUGUGUGUGGAGGGGGAAGCUGGUAGUGGAAAGACGGUCCUCCUGAAGAAAAUAGCUCUUCUAUGGGCAUCAGGAUGCUGUCCCUUGUUAAACAGGUUCCAGCUGGUCUUCUAUCUCUCCCUUCGCUCUACCAGACUGGAGCAGGGGCUGGCCAACAUCAUUUGUGACCAACUCCUAGAGACAGAAGGAUCUGUCACUGAAAUGUGUCUGAGGAGUAUCCUCCAGCAGUUAAAGAAUCAGGUGUUAUUCCUUUUGGAUGACUACAAAGAAAUGUGCUCAGUCCCUCAAGUCAUAAAAAAACUGAUUCAAAAAAACUACUUAUCAAGGACCUGUUUAUUGAUUGCUGUCCAUACAAACAGGGCCAGGGACGUCCGCCAAUACCUAGAUACGAUUCUGGAGAUCAAAGUGUUUCCCUUCUAUAAUACUAUCUAUAUAUUACGGAAGUUGUUUCCACACAAUAUGUCCCUUCUGCAAAAGUUCAUGAUUCACUUUGGAGUGAAUUCAAGUUUGCAGGGAAUUCAGAAAACUCCUCUUUUUGCAGCAGCAAUCAGUGCUUAUUGGUUUCAGUAUCCUUUUGGGGAGUCCUUUGAUGAUGUGGCUGUUUUCAAGUCCUAUAUGGAAUGCCUUUCCUUAAAGCACAAAACUUCAGGUGAACUUCUCAAAGCAGCUGUGUCUGCCUGUGGUGAGCUGGCUUUAAAAGGGUUCUUUUCAUCUUGCUUUGAGUUUAGUGACGAUGACCUUAUAGAAGCAGGAGUCGAUGAAGCUGAAGAUCUAACCAUGUACCUGAUGAGUAAAUUCACCGCCCAGAGACUGAGUCCAGUCUAUCAGUUUUUAGACCGUGCAUUCCAAGAAUUUCUUGCUGGGAUGAAGCUGAUUUUACUCUUGGAUUCGGAUAGGCAAGAAGAUCAAGAUUUGGGACUUUAUUAUUUGAAACAAAUUAACUCAUCCAUGAUGAUUGUAAGUCCUUGUAACAACUUUUUGAAUUACAUCUCCUGCUACCCUUCAACAAAAGCAGGGCCAAAAAUUGUAUCUCACUUGCUUCAUUUGGUGGAUAAUAAAGAGUCAUUGGAGAAUAUAUUUGAAAAUGAUGGCAACCUGAAGCACCAUCCGGAAAUUUUGGAGAGGGAGGUGCUAUUAUUUAGGAUGUUGCGGCAUUUAUCUCCACAAGAUUACUUUUCUCUGGUUUCAAAACAUUUACUGGCUCUUGCCUUAAAAAUUGCUUAUCAAAGCAAUGCUGUUGCUGCAUGUUCUCCAUUUAUUUUGCAAUUCCUCCAAGGGAAAACCCUGACUUUGGAUGUGCUUAAGUUACAGUAUUUUUUUGACCACCCAGAAAGCCUGUUAUUGUUGAGGAGCAUCCAAGUCUCCAUAAGAGGAAAAAAAAGGUCACCCAGAAUGGAUUAUUCAUUCCUGGAAACAUGUUUAGACAAAUCACAGGCACCAACUAUAGAUCAGGACUGCGCUUCUGUCUUUGAACUUAUGAAUGAGUGGGAGCAGAAUUUAGCUGAAAAAGAAGAAAACGUGAGGAGUUUUAUGGAUAUGCAACGCAAUGCACCACCAGACAUCAGCACUGGCUACUGGCAACUUUCUCCAAAGCAGUACAAGAUUCCCCUUCUGAAAGUCUAUGUGGCUGACAGUGACGGUGUGGACCAGGAGAUGCUCAGGGUCCUAAUGGCAGUCUUCUCAGCUUCACAGCACAUUGAACUUCAUUUAAAGAACAGCAGGGGCUUUAUUGAAAGCCUCCGCCCGGCUCUUGAGCAGUAUAAGGCCUCUUUUACCAAGUGUUCCAUAAGCAAAUUUGAGCUGACUGCAGUAGAACCAGAAUUGCUUCUCGACCUGCUUUCCCUGGAAUCUCUUGAAGUUUCAGAGACAACCCAGGUACAAGAUCAACUCUUUCCCAAUUUGGACAAGUUCCCAUGCCUGAAAGAGCUGUCUGUGAAUCUGGAUAAAGAAAAUAUUUUUUCAGUCAUUUCUGAAGAAUUCCUAAAUCUCCACCAUAUGGAAAAAUUAUGGAUCCGAAUUUCAGGGGAGGAUAGUCCUUCCAAACUAGUUAAAUUAAUUCAGAAUUCUCCAAACCUUCAUGUUUUCCAUCUGCAAUGUAAUUUCUUUUCGGAUUUUGAGUCUCUCAUGACUGUACUUGCUUCCUGCAAGAAACUCAAAGAAAUUAAGCUUUCUGGAGCAUUUUUUAAAGUCAUCCCAUUUGUCAUCACUUUGCCAAAUUUUAUUUCUCUGAAGACAUUAAAUCUUGAAUUCCAACAAUUUCCUGAUAAGGAAACAUCUGAAAAUUUUGCCUACACUUUAGGUUCUCUUAAUAACCUGGAAGAAUUGAUCCUUCCUACUGGGGAGGGGAUUCAGCAAGUGGCCAAACUGAUCAUCCAGCAGUGUCGGCAUCUUCAAUAUCUCCGAGUUCUCUCAUUUUAUCAGACUUUGAAUGAUGACAGUAUAAUAGAAAUUGCCAAGGUAGCAAUCGAUGGAGGUUUCCAGAACCUUGAGAACUUAAGUCUUUCAAUCAAUCACAAGAUUACAGAGGAAGGAUAUAAAAAUUUCUUUCAAGCACUGGACAACCUGCCAAACUUGCAAGAGUUGACUAUUUCCAGGCAUUUCACGGAAUGUAUCAAAGCUCAGGCCGUAACAGUCAAGUCUUUGAGUCAAUGUAUGUUACGGCUGCCAAGCCUCAUCAGACUUAACAUGUUCAGCUGGCUCCUGGAUGAAGAAGAUAUCACACUGCUUACUUCUAUGAAAGAAAGACAUCCUCAAUCUAAACACUUAACUAUUCAUUGGAAAUGGGUACUGCCAUUCUCUCCAAUCAUUCAGAAAUAGAUUUAGCUAAAAACUGCUGAAUCAAGAAAAUUUUUGUCAACAAUUCUAAAAACCUAAUUAUCCAAAAAUAUUUUAUUAAAUAUUGCAUACAAAAGAAUAUUUGUAAAAUAUAUAAGGAAUGUAAAAAAACAACAACAAUCCUGCUUGCCCAUCACUGAGUUCAAGAAAUAGAUUAUUACCAGUAUCUGUGAAGUCCCUGAGUGAUUCUCCCCAACUAAAGAUCAGCCCUUCAAUCAAGUUUAUACAUCUAACCCUCCAUUCAGAGUCAGCAUCAGGUUUUCAGGUUAACUAUGGUAAAGAGUAACAAAGCCACAGGGAGGGGUUGGGGAAGAUACACUGAUCUAUCUUAAAGCCACAA
This is a messenger RNA of Hipposideros armiger (great roundleaf bat), 5075 nucleotides long. It is a transcript of the gene NAIP, whose product is annotated as NLR family apoptosis inhibitory protein. Gene Ontology annotation, cellular component: IPAF inflammasome complex. The transcript has 18 exons. The record is from RefSeq and is a predicted model, not a curated record. Lineage: Eukaryota; Metazoa; Chordata; Mammalia; Chiroptera; Hipposideridae. Gene Ontology annotation, biological process: negative regulation of apoptotic process; detection of bacterium; pyroptotic inflammatory response. The coding region runs from base 506 to 4717 and encodes 1403 amino acids. Gene Ontology annotation, molecular function: ATP hydrolysis activity; ATP binding; cysteine-type endopeptidase inhibitor activity involved in apoptotic process.